Messenger RNA from Plasmodium falciparum 3D7, 1062 nucleotides. It is a transcript of the gene PIGH, whose product is annotated as putative phosphatidylinositol N-acetylglucosaminyltransferase subunit H. The record is from RefSeq and is a predicted model, not a curated record. NCBI's taxonomy places the organism in Eukaryota, Apicomplexa, Aconoidasida, Haemosporida, Plasmodiidae. Gene Ontology annotation, cellular component: membrane; glycosylphosphatidylinositol-N-acetylglucosaminyltransferase (GPI-GnT) complex. Gene Ontology annotation, molecular function: phosphatidylinositol N-acetylglucosaminyltransferase activity. Gene Ontology annotation, biological process: GPI anchor biosynthetic process.
AUGAAAAAUGAUGUAAAAAAGGAUGUAAAGGAUGAUGUAAGAAAUGAUGUAAAGGAUGAUGUAAGAAAUGAUGUAAAGGGUGAUAAAAAAAAUGAUGAUAUAAACUGUGUCAAGUAUCAUAUUAAGAAUAAAAUAAGAAGAUAUGAACAUUUGUACGGUAUUGAAUAUAUAUAUGAAAAAAAGAAAAAUCGAAUGUUCUUUUUAUUUGUUAUAAUUUUCUUUUCUUUAUUUAUUUUGUAUUACUUUUAUCUGGGUUAUAUUAGAGGAUAUUUAAGUGUUAAUGAAUUUCACAUAUUACUUUUUAUCCUAUAUAUAUUUUGUAUCGUAGUAUAUUUCAACAAUAUUUUUACUGAAAAAUUACUCUUAUUAAAAAAUAUUGGAAUUCAAAUUGAUAAAAAAGAUUCAUUUGAAAACUAUACAAAAUUUAUAUGUAAAAAUGAGAUAGAAAAUAUUUUCAUUAAUGAAGCCAUUUACAUGUUUGAAAUAUGUCCAUAUUUAUGUAUUAAGCUAAAAAAUAAUGAUUCUGUUAUUCUCUUCAAGGAUGUUGUGUUGGGUAUGAACAAUAUGGUAAAUAUCUACAGAGAUAUAAAAAAGAUUUUUUUUUAUAAUGAUAAUAAUAUAUUAAAGACUAUAAAAAUAACACACGUAAAAAAUGACAAGGGUAUCUAUGAGAUUGGACAAACCGAUGGAGAAGAAGAAGAUGAAAUUAGUGACUCUGUAAGUUACAUUGUGAGUGAAGCUACGAGUAAUCAUACGAGUGAUAAAAUAAGUGACGAUAUAAGUGAUCAGACAGAUAAUUUUGAAGAAGAUGAGGAAGUAAAAAAGGUAAUACAAAAAAAAUAUAAUUAUACAAAAAACAAAAAUUAUGAUAAUAUAAAUUUGGAAAAUAAUAUAUAUGCUACAAAUAAUUGUUCUUCAAGUGAAGAAAAUAUUUUCAAAUUAUUAAAUUUCAGUUCAUAUGAAAAUAUUAAAAUUAAUAAAAGAUCUAAAAAAUUAAGAAAAAAUAACUCGUAUGAUGUAUAUAUAAAUAAACAAUUAGCAAUAAAAAUUAUGAACAAUUAA